Mizuhopecten yessoensis (Yesso scallop) is the source of this 2739-nucleotide messenger RNA. RefSeq names its product U4/U6 small nuclear ribonucleoprotein Prp4-like. Bases 178 to 1725 code for a protein of 515 amino acids. Gene Ontology annotation, molecular function: protein binding; U4 snRNA binding; U6 snRNA binding. Gene Ontology annotation, cellular component: U4/U6 x U5 tri-snRNP complex. The record is from RefSeq and is a predicted model, not a curated record. Lineage: Eukaryota; Metazoa; Mollusca; Bivalvia; Pectinida; Pectinidae. The transcript is spliced from 16 exons. Gene Ontology annotation, biological process: mRNA splicing, via spliceosome.
UGCUAAAAUGGCGCCUUCCAUGAAGCGUGCAACACACGUAUGAAGCAAAUGUCUGAACGGAGCAAUUACCUACACGUUUUUAAGGUCUACUAAGAUUUAAAGACAUGAAAUAUAAUUAUCAACCAAGAGGUGUAAGUGCAAACAAGUAACUCAUUCAAAGGCCAAGAAAAGUUAAUUAUGUCUGACGAUGAGGAGGAAGCUGUUCUCCACUUUCGACCAAACAAACCAGUGCUCUAUGGAAGUUUGGAAGACAAAGAACGGCAGCGAUUGGCUAAUGUCAAGACUUCAGGAUCUCUGGCCACCGACGCGAUUGAAGCAGGAAAAGCAGCAGGAAACAUUCUUAUAAGUGAUGGGUCCAGAUAUGAGAUUAGUGAUCAUGUAGACCAAUCAGAUCUGUUGGCAGAGCUAGAGAGGAGGAAAAAGGCACGUCACAUCCAUGUGUCUACAGAUGAUUCUGAAGUGAAGGCCAGUCUACGACAGCUGGACGAGCCCAUAUGCUUAUUUGGUGAGGGCCCUGCUGACAGAAGAGAGAGACUUAAAAAGUUACUGGCACAGAUAGGUGAGGAUUCUCUGAAACAAAAGAAGGAAGAAGAGAUACAACUCAAGAAGAAAAAAGCAGAGGAAAAUAUAACCUGGUACCAUGAAGGAUCUAAGAGUUUAAAAGAGGCCCGCUACUGGCUAGCUCAGUAUUCUAUACCAAGGGCCAAGACCAGAUUGGGAGCUCAGAAGCAGACAAAAUUCAUUCCUACCACACAAAAGAAUGCUAAGACACAGGACAUACAGAAACGUAUUGGGGCUGUAUCCAAUGAAUGCAGUCAGAUUGGAGACAACCGACCCCUCUCAUACUGCCACUUCAGUCCUAAUGGUAAAAUACUGGCAGUGUCCUCAUGGUCUGGUCUGUGUAAGCUGUGGUCAAUUCCUGACUGUGGGCUGAUUAGACAACUCAGAGGACACAAUGGAAACGUAGGAGCAAUAGUCUUCCAUCCUCAGGCCACUGUCUCACUAGAUGACAAAGCCUGCUGUAUGGCUUCAUGUGGUCAAGACGGAUCGGUCAAGCUCUGGAAUCUUGUCAGUGAGGAGCCUAUGGCAGACAUAGAGGGACAUGCCCCCUAUAGAGUAUCCCGCCUGGCCUAUCAUCCCUCAGGACGCUUUCUUGGAACCUGCUGUUUUGACAAUUCCUGGAGACUAUGGGACUUAGAGGCUCAGGAGGAGAUUCUGCACCAGGAGGGACACAGUAAACCGGUGUACGACAUAGCCUUCCAGAAUGAUGGGGCUCUGGCUGUCACAGGGGGUAUGGAUGGAUUUGGACGAGUCUGGGAUCUACGCACUGGACGCUGUAUCAUGUUCAUGGAAGGUCAUCUAAAAAGUGUGCUAGGAGUGGACUUCUCUCCAGACGGAUAUCACAUUGCAACUGGCAGUGAGGACAACACAGCUAAGAUCUGGGAUCUACGGCAGCACAAGUGUAUCUAUACCAUCCCCGCUCACACUAACCUUGUCUCCAAGGUCAAAUUCCAACCGGAUCAGUCCAGCUACCUGGUGACAUCUUCAUAUGACUGUACAUCAAAGAUCUGGGCCCAUCCAACCUGGGCACCACUGAAGACCCUGGCAGGUCAUGAGGGUAAGGUAAUGGCAGUCGACAUCUCACCCGACCGCAAGUACAUAGCCUCAGUGUCAUAUGACAGAACAUUCAAAUUGUGGGCAACAGACAGCCAGGGAGGACUCUAGAUCAUAACUACUGCCAGAAAUGGUUUGUACAACAAGACAGUCACACAUGCAUUGCCUGUGCCACACAACGGAACAGUGUGUACAACAGGACAUUUACACAUACUGGGUCUGUAUGUCAUCGAAGUGGUGAUAAGAAAUGUUCAUAAGUGACAAUUUCAACAGCAGGAUGAGGCCAGUCUGUCAUACAAUAAAACACUUUCACCAUGUCAUUCAUACAUACAGGGCCUGAGUGUCAAACAAUGAGAUGGUUGUGUUACUGUGUAUAUCAACACAUACAGAGCCUGUAUGUCGUAAAGAAUAAAGUAGUAGAUGUCAAUCAUUGAUGUCCAAAUCAGGAUUCUCUUUCACUUUGGACAGUGUAUCAUCAUUCACGAUGCUCCAGAGGUUAUGCUCACAUUCACUCUCUGUACGUUAGGUCGAUGAUACCAUUUUUACUAGUUUGUUGCUUUGAUGUACAUCAAAAGAACUGUGCGGCAACAUAAUGGUAAAACAAACUGGCUGUGAAGUCUGGUGUCGCUCCUAGGUAAACUUUAAAACACAGGUAUCGGCCUUAACUUGCGAUUUGUCAGUUUUUUUUACCCAACACCAAUCAGACAGCUAUCUUGAUUCCUUCAAUUAAGCGCUUACUUGACAUAUUCCAAAAGUGCAGAGAAUGUAAAUGAGCGUAACCCCCGGAGUAUUGAGGAUGGUGUAUCAUUUGAUUAUCAUGUUCACAUAAAGUGCCCUUUUAUCACAGGAUUGUCAUCAUGUGCAUAUCACAGGACAUCGUCUACAUCUCACACCAAGUACAAGGACAUUUGUUUAUAUGGCAGCUGUUGUAUUAAAGUCAUAUACAACAGCAAGUGAAUGAUAUUGAGUUGUGGAUGGUGUUAUGUUAAAAAUGUACAGGUUCUGUUUAUCAUGAAAUCAUUAAAUAAUUAUUAUUAAAUGUAUGAUGGACAUUUCAUCACAAAAUUGACUGAUGUAUUUUUAGCAUCAAUCAACAUGCUGCAUUACAAAAUAAAAUUCAAUUUA